Messenger RNA from Schistosoma rodhaini, 624 nucleotides. Lineage: Eukaryota; Metazoa; Platyhelminthes; Trematoda; Strigeidida; Schistosomatidae. The record is from the annotation of a GenBank genome assembly.
AUGUUUGGAAACCGUACAGACAAGUUACAGGACUCACUAAUACAACUCAGGAUUGCAGCGAAGCAAGUAAUGCGCUUUUCUGAAAAAGCAGCAAGGGAAUCUGAAGUGCAAAAGCAAAAACUAAAAAAGGCUUUAACAUCCGGAAAUGUUGAGUGUGGCAGGAUUUAUGCUGAAAAUGCUAUUAGAAAACAGAAAGAGUCAACUAAUUACCUUCGGAUGGCAUCUCGCUUUGAUGCUGUCCAGUCACGCGUACAAACUGCUCUCACAAUGAAUCAGGUGGUGAAAAAUAUUGGUUCUGUCUCUAAUGAACUUGAAAAGGCGAUGCGCACCAUGGAUUUGGAGAAACUCGAAAAGGUCAUGAGUAAAUUUGAGUCUCAGUUUGAAGAUCUCGAUAUUCGUUCUUUAACUAUGGAAAAUUCCAUGAGGAAUAUCUUUACUCUUUCAGCUCCUGAGGAUGAGAUUAAUUCGCUGAUAAAGCAGGUGGCAGAAGAAAACAGUCUUGAAGUUUCACAUGCUAUUGCAGAUGCUCCUGUUGUUGGUGGUACACUUUCCGUUAAUUCAGAGUCAUCUAGGGAUGCUGAAGAUGACGCUCUUACAAGAAGGCUUGCUGCACUCCGUCAAUAA